Molecule: messenger RNA, 1258 nt
Organism: Polypterus senegalus (gray bichir)
Lineage: Eukaryota; Metazoa; Chordata; Cladistia; Polypteriformes; Polypteridae
Product: interferon alpha/beta receptor 2-like
Exons: 7
Coding region: 746-1258 (170 amino acids)
Molecular function (GO): protein binding
Source: RefSeq, a predicted model, not a curated record
CUCCGAGGAGAGCUCCGCCCACGUACGAGCGGUACGUCGGCUUCUGCUCGGUCCAGUGCGGCUUUGAUUUUUUCCCUGUUGUAUGGACUGAGGCAGGUUACUGAGCCCGAGACCCCCACACUGACAACUGAAGGAGCAGCAGCAGCAGUUCGACCUCACGUGCCCGGGUUUGAGGGAGCGCGCCGUCCCGCGAUGAUGACGCAACGCGCGCGCCCUGCCCAGACUGACGCUCCGCUGACUUGAUCAGUUUAAGUGAGCUGCGCUGCAAAAGGAAAACCAAAAAAAAACAACUUUGUGCGUGUGGCAUGGACAGAUAGGAAGUGCCGACUUGGCGAGUGUGUCCACCUAAAGUCACUUCUCCUGGACUGCUUCGUGAACAGCCGUAGCGAGCCCCGAGUGGCUUGAAAGGAUUCGUCUGCAAGCACGUCAAGCUGUCAUAGAGCGACUUGAACACAAAACUUGAGCCGCCGUGCCCGUGGCUGACAGCUAAGAACAGCAUUGCAAUGAACGCGAAACUGCAGCGGCCCGGCUAUUAACAAAGCAAAAAUUGUGCCUCCUUCAAACAUUUCAUUGCACUUCAAAGCAUUUUGGGGGAAACAUGAAUGCGUUAAAGUUCAACCACAAGAAAUGAAGCGAUACGGUGACAUUUCCUAUAAUGUGAUGUAUGGGAAGAAAAAUGAAAAAGAAAAGUUGGUUUUGACAAAAUGGGACGUGAGACGGUCACAGUGAAGAGUCACGUUCUAAAAUGAAGAGCCUGUUUGCAGUUCUUGUGCACUCAAUGACUUUCAUAACCGUGGCACGUGGUUCACUUCCAGCUCCGGCUAAUGUGUAUUUUGACUCUCACAACUUUGAACAUGUCCUGAGAUGGCAUCCUGGCACAGGCACUCCAGCAGGAACCCAGUACAGAGUUCAGUAUCGAAGGGAAGGUAACAACUGGUCUUUGGUGGGAGACUGUCUGAACGUCACCUAUGUGCCAGAAUGUAAUCUGACUGGAAGACUUGAGAACAUGGAGUAUUAUAAAGCUCGUGUUCAAGCAUUUAACGAAACACACCAAUCCAACUGGAAGCAUUCAGUCGCCUUUCAGCCUGUAUCGGAGACAAUCUUGGGGCCACCUUCUGUAACUCUGUCAGGAUGUGGAAAUUGUCUUCUCCUAAAUAUGUCCUCUCCGAGAGGGAGUGGAGUGAAUUCUCUUCAAGACACUUACUACAACAUCGACUACAACGUACAUUUGAGGAAAAGUGGAGAAGAAAAGUGCUAA